GUCUCUAGAAGAAGGAUCUACAACUCCCAAAGUGCCGAUCGAGAGAAGAAGAGAGAAUCAUCGAGGAGACAGAGAGAGAAAGAGAGAGAAUCAUCGAGGAGGCAAAGAGAGGAAGCAUAAGGAGUUGUUGAGGAUCCCUUCUUGUUAUCGCUAAAGUCCGAGAGGAAAACUAUACAUGUGGCCAUGAUGCGGCUCCUGAAAUUCUGACGAGUAACAUGUUAGAACAUCUCUAUUGCAACAACAAUAAGAUAUGGAGACGCCACAAACAACGAUGCACCAUACACCGGAACAACAACAAUCUGUGCAGACUCCACAACAACAAGAAUCGUUAGCUUCUCAUUUUAAUGUCUAUCAUUUGGUGAAAAAAUUAUCAGAAGCGACUGAAACUGGAACACGAGAUCAGAAUUCUGAUGCCCUGGUGGCUGAAGUAGAUAGCCAUUUCGACAAGUGUCAACAGCUCUUUUAUUCGAUUUCAAGAUCCCUAGGAUCUAACAAUGAUGAGUAUGUUGAUGGUCAAAAGGGAAAACUAGAAGAAAGUGAACAAUUGCUUCAACAAAAAACGGCAUUGAUUGAGGAAGAAAUCUGCUGAAGAGAUUGUGAAGAAAGAGCCUUAGUUCCAUACUUCCAUAUACUGUAUAUUAUCUCCUAAGAUGUUUGGAACAUACAUUAUUAUUUUUUACUCUAUCAGCAAUUUUGGUGCUAUAUACCAAGAAUUGUAAUCAGUAUACCAUUACAUUUUAAUCGGGUUGAUUGGGAUAUCUGUAAUAUGGUAAACCAUUACAUUAGAUAUAUUAAACCUAAAAA
This is a messenger RNA of Camelina sativa (false flax), 804 nucleotides long. RefSeq names its product mediator of RNA polymerase II transcription subunit 9. The record is from RefSeq and is a predicted model, not a curated record. Gene Ontology annotation, cellular component: mediator complex. Lineage: Eukaryota; Viridiplantae; Streptophyta; Magnoliopsida; Brassicales; Brassicaceae.